AUGGAAACAUUACAAGCGAUUGAUAAUGGUGCAAAGUAUACUCGUGAAGAAACAAUUAUAUUAAAUGUUGGAGGAAUAAAGUAUGAAACAUAUCCAUCGACUUUGACUGCCUUUCCUGAUACUCUUCUCGGUACAAUGUUUCAGGAACGUAACAGAUCGAUGCUUCAUCCUAGGAAUGGCAACGAAUACUUUAUUGAUAGGAAUGGUUAUGCAUUUCGAUAUAUUCUUGAAUUCUAUCGUAAUGGCAAAAUACUAUGGAAUGAACGAUCGGAUAAAAAUACUGUUCCUGUCACUAAAGAAGAAUUAGAUCAAGAAAUUGAUUAUUUUCAAAUACCUGUUAAAGAUGUUUCAUUGAUUUCAGGGGAAAAAACUGUAGCUGCUAAAGUUGAUGCAUUUGUCGCUGCACUCAAGGAAUUAAUCCAUGAAGCAAUGGAUCAACUCCAAACUGAGAUUCAUCUGAAAUUUUAUGAAGAUGGUCAACCAGGUUUACAGUAUUGGAGUCCUGCGUAUCGACAAAGUGCAAUUGUUGAAAACAUUUUGAGACCAUUUAACAUUGUAGGUUAUGUAAUUCUACAACAAUUUGGCGAUACAAUAGAAAGACAUCUUAAAUCUGAAAUUCCAGAAAUAUCCUGGCUUCUUAAUGAAGGCACACCUCGAUUUCCACCAGAUCUCCCACCGGACUUUGAUUCGCGAGCUUCGUUUAUUGGUGGAUCAGGCGGUCCUAACGGAACAAUUGGCCCUUUAAUAAAUAAUAAUCGACCUUCGUUUUCUUUCGCAACUAGGCAAUCUAUCAAUAACCAACAAAGAUUGAACGUGUUUGGUAAUGCGACUACAGCACCUUCAUUUAAUCUAUUUGGUGCUACUAGUGGAGUAAAUACGCUUAAUAGAAGUCCUCAGGCGGUAUUCCAAUCAAAUGGCUUCGGUACUUUUACAAAUAUUCAACCAACUAUUCCAUCAUUUGGAGCUUUCGGAUUUAGCCAACCGAUUAUCCAGGCGACUAAUGAUAGUAAUGGUUUCGGUCAUUCAUCCCUUGGAAAUAUUACGAGUAUUCAAUCUGGGACAACUUUUGGGUACGGAAACAUACAACCAGCUACUACUACAAAUGGAUUUAGAGUUGCUAUUACUUCACCAACAUUUUCAACGAAUAAUAAUCAACCAACUAGAUUUGUUGUUCCGGGAAAUUUUACUUUAAAUCCAAGAAUUACGUCUAUUGAUGAUACAGUUUUUCGUCGAUGUCCUCGAAACGAUGGGAAAUGCCUUGAAUUGGUUAUAAAAAUCGUUUACAAUUACUCUGUCGCAAAUAUUUUGGCAAACACUUGUCUUGCUAAUGAUUAA
Messenger RNA from Dentiscutata erythropus, 1335 nucleotides. The record is from the annotation of a GenBank genome assembly. Lineage: Eukaryota; Fungi; Glomeromycota; Glomeromycetes; Diversisporales; Gigasporaceae.